CAGCCUUGUUUCCAAACAUUUAGAAGAACCCUUGCCUGGGAUACUCCUGGGAUACUGAAUAACGAUGCAUAUCAAGUCGAUUGUCCUUGAGGGGUUCAAGUCCUAUGCUCAAAGGACAGAAGUUAAUAAUUUUGACCCACUAUUCAAUGCCAUUACUGGCUUAAAUGGAAGUGGCAAAUCCAAUAUCCUAGACUCCAUCUGUUUUUUACUGGGCAUUACCAAUCUAUCACAGGUACGGGCUUCCAACUUGCAGGAUCUCGUUUAUAAAAAUGGCCAGGCUGGAAUUUCUAAGGCUACCGUAUCAAUCAGUUUUGAUAAUUCUGACAAGAAGCAGAGUCCAUUAGGAUUUGAGAAUCAUGACGAGAUUACAGUCACAAGACAGGUGGUGAUUGGAGGCAGAAAUAAAUAUCUAAUCAACGGUGUGAAUGCAAACAACACUAGAGUGCAGGAUCUUUUUUGUUCUAUUGGACUGAAUGUCAACAAUCCUCAUUUUCUUAUAAUGCAGGGACGGAUUACCAAAGUUCUCAAUAUGAAACCUCCAGAGAUUUUGUCUAUGAUUGAAGAAGCAGCUGGGACAAGGAUGUAUGAGUGCAAGAAAAUAGCUGCUCAGAAAACCAUAGAGAAAAAAGAAGCAAAGCUCAAAGAAAUUUGCACGAUUCUGGAGGAAGAAAUCACACCCACCUUACAGAAACUGAAAGAGGAACGAUCCUCUUACUUGGAAUACCAGAAGGUCAUGCGAGAGACAGAGCACCUGAGCCGUUUGUACGUUGCAUAUCAGUUUGUGUUAGCCGAAGAAACCAAGGCCCAUUCUGCCGAUGUGCUGAAGGAAAUGGAAGUCACCAUUGCAAAAUGUAAAGAGGAAAUAGCUGAGAAUGAGAAGGCGGUGAAGGAACUCAGCAAAGAAAUAGCCGAAAUGGAAAAGAAAAGGGACCAAGAAUUUGGUGGUGUGCUUCGUUCACUGGAAGAUGCUCUUACAGAAGUUCAGAGAACGGAUACCAAAGUGCAAAGCACUCUGGAUAUCAAAAAAGAAAACCUGAAAAAAGAAGAAAAAGCGCAUAAAGAUCUGGUUAAAAACAUGGAAGAGGAUUCUAAAGUUUUGGUGGCAAAAGAAAAAGAAGUAAAGAAGAUAACUGAUGCCCUGAGUUCUCUUCAGGAGGCCAACAAUUCAGACAUUGCGGCUUCGGCUGCUGCAGAGAAACACUUCAGAGCUGUGUCUGCUGGUCUGUCCAGCAGCGAAGAUGGGGAGGAUGCUACUCUCGCUGGACAGAUGAUGGCUUGUAAAAACCAGAUAAGCAAAGCAGAAACUGAAGCUAAACAGGCUCACAUGAAGUUGAAACAUGCCCAGCAAGAGCUGAAGACCAAACAGGCUGAAGUGAAAAAGAUGGACGCUGGCUACAAGAAAGAUCAGGACGCAUUUGAAGCUGUCAAAAAGCAGAAAGAGAAACUAGAGCAUGAAAUGAAGAAGCUCAACUACGAAGACAAAAAAGAAGAGAACCUUCUCCAAAAACAAAGGGACCUGUCUCGUGUGGUGAACCAGCUGAGAGAGUCCUAUGAGGCUUUAAUGGCCAGAUUCCCCAAUUUACGCUUUGAAUACAGGGAUCCAGAAAAAAACUGGGACUCUGGUCAUGUGAAAGGGCUUGUUGCAUCUCUGAUUACUGUGAAAGAGGCCUCCACAGCAACAGCGCUAGAAGUGGUUGCUGGGGGUCGACUCUACAAUGUUGUAGUGGACACUGAGGUUACUGGCAAAAAGCUCCUAGAAAAGGGUGAGCUGAAGCGUCGAUAUACCAUCAUUCCAUUGAACAAAAUUUCAGCAAGGUGUGUUGGGAAAGAAGCUGUCAAAGUGGCCAAAAACAUGGUUGGGGAGGACAAUGUCCAUCUGGCUCUUUCUCUGGUGGGAUAUGAAUCUGAAGUGCAAAAGGCGAUGGAGUAUGUUUUUGGGGGCACCCUGGUUUGUGAUAACAUGGACAAUGCCAAGAAAGUCACCUUUGACAAAAAGAUAAUGACCAAAACCGUCACUCUUGGGGGAGACACUUUUGAUCCUCAGGGCACACUGACUGGAGGUGCGCGAUCGCAGUCUGCAUCGGUUUUGUGCAGGCUCCAGGAAGUGAAAGGCGUGCGAGAGCAGCUGGAAGCAAAGGAGGCGGAGCUGCAGUUGAUAGGACAGGAACUGUCUGCUCUGAAGGAGACGGCUGAGAAGUACCAUCGUCUGAAGCAGCAGUGGGAGAUGAAAUCUGAAGAGGCUGAGCUGCUGCAAACCAAGCUGCAGCAAAGUGCCUACCACAAGCAGCAGGAGGAGCUGGACGCUCUGAAAAGAACCAUUGAGGAAAGUGAGGAGUCUUUAAAGACAACCAAAGAGGUUCAGAAAAAAGCAGAAGAGAAACUAAGAGUGCUCGAAGACAAGAUGAAGAAUGCAGAAGCAGAACGGGAGAAGGAGCUGAAAGAUGCCCAACGGAAGCUGGAUGAUGCCAAGAAAAAGGCUGAUAGUUCUAGCAAAAAGAUGAAAGGAAAGGAGCAGGAGGUUGAAGCACUGGUGUUGGAACUUGAAGAGCUGAAACGAGAACAAGCCUCUUAUAAGCAACAGAUUGAUGCCGUGAACAAAGCUAUUAAAUCCUUCCAGGAGCAGAUUGAGGCAAUAUCGGUUGAGGUGGCAAAGAACAAGGAGUGUGUGAAGAAGGCUCAAGAGGAGCUGGCUGAGCAAAAGGCGGUGGUAAUGGCCCAGGAUAAAGCAAUCAGAGCCAAGUCUGCAGAAGCCAUAAAAUACAAAGAACAGAAUAAUGAGUUGCAUCUUAAGAUCAAAGAACUGGAACAUAACAUCAGUAAGCACAAGCGGGAGGCUUCUGAUGCUUCUGCAAAGGUAGCCAAAAUGCUUAAAGACUACGAAUGGAUAGCUGCAGAGAAGCACCUUUUUGGCCAGCCGAACACCGCUUAUGAUUUCAAAACAAACAAUCCAAAAGAAGCUGGUCAAAGGCUGCAGAAGCUGCAGGAAAAGAAAGAGAAGCUGGGCAGGAAUGUGAACAUGAGAGCGAUGAACAUGCUUUCCGAGGCUGAGGAACGAUACAAUGACUUAAUGAAGAAGAAAAGAAUUGUUGAGAAUGACAAGUCUAAAAUCCUAGCGACUAUUGCAGAACUUGACCAAAAGAAAAAUGAAACUUUAAACAUUGCCUGGCAAAAGGUAAACAAAGACUUUGGCUCAAUUUUCUCAACGCUUCUGCCAGGGGCCAAUGCUAUGUUGUCCCCUCCUGAAGGGCAAACUGUCCUAGAUGGUCUGGAAUUCAGAGUUGCCUUGGGGAACACCUGGAAGGAAAACUUAACUGAACUAAGUGGGGGGCAAAGAUCUCUGGUGGCUUUGUCUCUGAUCUUGGCCAUGCUUCUCUUCAAACCUGCUCCAAUUUACAUUUUAGAUGAGGUGGAUGCUGCACUCGAUCUCUCCCAUACCCAGAAUAUUGGGCAGAUGCUUCGUACUCACUUCAGACAUUCCCAGUUCAUUGUGGUAUCGCUGAAGGAUGGCAUGUUCAACAACGCCAACGUGCUUUACAAAACUAAAUUUGUGGACGGGGUUUCUACUGUGGCACGAUUUGCUCAGUCGCAGAAUGGAAACAGCGGGCUGCACGGCGGAGAAGGCAGCAAGGCAAAACUGAAGGAGAAGAAGCAGAGGGCCCAGGUGGAUGUUUGA
Molecule: messenger RNA, 3673 nt
Organism: Euleptes europaea (tarantolino)
Lineage: Eukaryota; Metazoa; Chordata; Lepidosauria; Squamata; Sphaerodactylidae
Gene: SMC2
Product: structural maintenance of chromosomes 2
Exons: 25
Coding region: 65-3673 (1202 amino acids)
Biological process (GO): chromosome organization
Cellular component (GO): chromosome
Molecular function (GO): ATP hydrolysis activity; protein binding; ATP binding
Source: RefSeq, a predicted model, not a curated record